Colletotrichum godetiae is the source of this 1326-nucleotide messenger RNA. RefSeq lists its product as uncharacterized. The record is from RefSeq and is a predicted model, not a curated record. The coding region runs from base 266 to 1099 and encodes 277 amino acids. The transcript has a single exon. NCBI's taxonomy places the organism in Eukaryota, Fungi, Ascomycota, Sordariomycetes, Glomerellales, Glomerellaceae.
ACUCAAUUUCCCUGCACGCUCUCAAGUUAGCACAACGUCAUUCUUGCUGCUAGCACUCACUACCAAGUAUCGGAAGUGGUCACUUGGGGGCCUUUUGUGGCCGCCACGGCGCCUCUUCGCCCAGUCCCUAGCGCCGUUGCGGAUGUCUUCAUAAUAGCAGCUCAGCCCUCCUACAGCAAGCUACAGCUUCCGCUGCGCUCUCGUCACCACAUCAUACGCAGGGCAAAUUUAUCUGUCGACAGUCUUCGCUCAAACUCGAGGAAGGAUGUUUGACCACUUUGCAUUAGGAACUCACAUCCGCUCAGGCGCGGACGGUCCUGGCGAGGAGCCAUCUCUCUCACCGAAACAACGCCCACGAGAAUUGCCAAACCCGACUGAAGGACUGCUGUCUCCCCCAAGGUCAUCUCCAGCUGCCCUCUAUACACCAGUGAUCCCACCACAACCCAUCGACAACCUUACCCACGAGCUCAGCAAACAAACACUUAUUCCAGAGUUUCGACAACGAGAUGUACUGGCGACGUCGGCUAAAGUAUCAUCGUCAAUAGUCACCGAUUUAUCAAUGGCCGAUCUAGAGGUGGACGACAACUGCGAUAUGAACCUUGCUACGGAUGAUAUCAAAGAACACCAGCCAGUGGCCGAUUGGAAAAGAGCCCGGCGUCAGCGUUACAGCCGCUUUGUCAACAAUCCAACCAAUGCCCGCGCGAUAGAAGCACGUGUCAAGGACAUGAUCUCGGAAGAGUUGCAGUGCAACGUUCAUCCACCUGCAGCAAUGCCGUCUGUACCAGCAGCUGUCCCUGUAUAUCCUCACCUUCCCAACAUUGAUGCCGACGGUUAUCCCGAGAUCGACCCAGCCUUGACUCAGCCGGAAGUGGAUGAGGGCUUUUGCGACCAAGACGAGCAAUACGCCCUCAUGCAGAGAGAAUUAGCUGCCGACAGAGAAAGGCUGUUGGGCAAGUCGGGAGGCAUGCGAAGUUAUGGGUCUUUGCGAUUCAGAGGAUCGGCAGAGACGGCGCUUCGUUGUCAUAACGUUGUCAGACAACGACCAAGAAUGCGACGAAGAAAAGGACCAGGACCAACGCACAAUCCUCGACCAACCUGAAUCGCCCUGACAGUUUCGGAGUCCAAUUCGCAUAAUUCGGGCCUGUCUUAUUAUUUCAGUUUUAUUAAAUGAGCGUCUGAGGAACAUUUCAGCGAUAUACCCACGGGAAAAGGAUCAAGAUUUGGCUAGGGGCACGGCGUUUAUUUGAAUGGAUUUCAACUACAAUACGGCGUGGAAGUUCAAUUGGGGAUCAUUGUCCUCGGGAUUCAGAGGGAAACGGCGUUUUG